AUGAGGGAGUCGGACCGCCCCGCGCCCGUGCCGGAUGGAUGGGGCCCCGGCGGGUCUGUCGCUGCCGCUGGUCAGGACGGCGGCGGGUCCGGUUCUGGGUCGCACCACCUCGCCAAUUCGACUGGGGAAUCCACAACCACUCACGACGGAAACCUCGUAGCACCCGAAACACCAACAACCAACCCGUCGCUGCAUACAGCCACCCCCACCCCCACCCCCGCACCAACCCCCCACUCCCACCCCGACCUCACCGCCGAGCUCAAACGCGCCAACAUCACCCUCAACGCCUACGAAAAAAAGCUCCUCACAACAGUCAUCAACCCCCAGAACCUCACCGUCUCCUUCUCCGACCUCGUCCUCCCCUCGCACACAAAAACCCUCCUCCAAACCCUCACCGUCCUCCCCCUUCUCAAGCCCCACUACUACACCGCGGGUGUCCUCGCGCGCCAUUCCAUCACCGGUGUCCUCCUCUUUGGGCCCCCCGGGACCGGCAAAUCACUCCUCGCCAAAGCGCUCGCGAAGCACUCGGCGGCACGGUUCAUGAGCGUCGCGCUAUCGGACGUGUACGACAAGUACGUGGGCGAGGGGGAGAAGAACGUGAAAGCGAUAUUCACGCUGGCGAGGAAACUGAAGCCGUGCGUGGUGUUCUUGGAUGAGGUGGAUGCCCUGUUUGCGAGACGGGGCGGGGUAAACGAUAUGCCGACUAGACGGGAGGUUGUGAAUGAGUUUAUGAGCGAGUGGGAUGGGUUGGGGGGGAACAAUCAGGGGUUGGUUAUUGUGGGUGCAACCAAUCGACCGUUUGACUUGGACGACGCGAUUCUCCGCCGGAUGCCGCGGCGCAUUAUGGUGGACCUCCCCAAACAGCCGCAACGCCACGCCAUCCUCUCCCUCCACCUCCGCGGCGAGCACCUCUCCCCCACGCUCGACCUGGACCGGCUCGCCCGCCGCACGGAAAAGUAUUCCGGCUCCGACCUCAAAAACCUGUGCGUGGCGGCCGCCCUCGCGCGCAUCCGGGACGCGGUGGGGGGCGACGAGGGGUUGGAGAAGCUUGUGCGGGUCAGCGGCGGCGGGGGUGAAUCUGAUCCGCUGAAGAUGCCGGAGGAGGAGGUGGUGGUCCAGGGCCGGCCGAGCGAUGAGAAGCUACCCCCGCUGAGCAACGAGCAUUUUGAGACGGCGCUGAAGCAGGUUGCGCCGAGCCUGACGGACGAGAUGCAGACGCUGGUUGAGCUGAAGAAGUGGGAUGAGCGGUAUGGGGAGCGCAAGGAUCCGGAUAGACGGGGGAGGGAUGUGUGGGGGUUUAAUGGGUGA
Molecule: messenger RNA, 1308 nt
Organism: Fimicolochytrium jonesii
Lineage: Eukaryota; Fungi; Chytridiomycota; Chytridiomycetes; Spizellomycetales; Powellomycetaceae
Product: P-loop containing nucleoside triphosphate hydrolase protein
Exons: 3
Coding region: 1-1308 (435 amino acids)
Cellular component (GO): mitochondrial outer membrane
Molecular function (GO): ATP binding; ATP hydrolysis activity
Source: RefSeq, a predicted model, not a curated record